Molecule: messenger RNA, 987 nt
Organism: Haliotis rubra (blacklip abalone)
Lineage: Eukaryota; Metazoa; Mollusca; Gastropoda; Lepetellida; Haliotidae
Product: serine/threonine-protein kinase mos-like
Exons: 1
Coding region: 1-987 (328 amino acids)
Biological process (GO): protein phosphorylation
Molecular function (GO): ATP binding; protein kinase activity
Source: RefSeq, a predicted model, not a curated record
AUGCCAAAAUUUGAAGAACACGGUGCAGACGACGGACAGACGGACGACGUAGCUGACAUCGAAAUGGUUUGUGAUGCGAUUUAUCGCCAGUCACGAUCCCUGAGUUUGCCAAACAAUACAUUCGACCACACCAUUGAGAGUCUGAGUGGUGAAACCCUGUCGAAAAAGGACGUUUCCCUGGGCCGUUUGUUGGGCUCGGGGGGAUUCGGAUCGGUGUAUUUGGGGACGUACAAAAACAACGAAGUUGCGGUGAAAAUCUUCCACGCUGUAAGCAAGAACCCCCUAGCUCAAGUCCAGAGCUUCAAGGCUGAGUUGGCGAUUUUGAACUUCAAGCAUCCGCAUAUCAUUAGAACCCUCACUGCAACGACCCUGGACGACUUCAACGACGGUCCGUGGGUGGUUAUGGAGUACGUGAGUGACCAGACUUUGCAGAGCGUUAUUAACGACAUGGACCAGCAGUUGUGUAUGGUACGCAGGUUGAAGCACGCACUGCAGAUAGCAAGUGCAGUACAAUACGCUCACGAUAACUGUAUUGUACAUCUGGAUAUCAAACCUGUCAACGUUCUUCUCACCCAAGAUGACGACUGCAAGUUGGGCGACUUCGGUUGCUGCCAAGAAGUGGAAUUCAAUACGGGUCGAGUUAGUCCCACAAAUCGAUCUGCCUUAACCGGAACCUUUGCAUACCGGGCACCUGAACUUCUCAAAGGAGGAGCGCCAUCUUUACAAGCUGAUAUUUAUUCAUAUGGAGUAACACUGUGGCAAAUGCUGAGUCGGGAGACGCCUUACGCUAACGAAAACCAGCACGUUGUCAUCUUCGGUGUCGUCGCAUACGGACUCCGACCGAAGCAUCCCGUUAUCGGAGAUGAGCCGUUUGAUAAACUGUAUCAGGAUCUAUACACCCAGUGCUGGGUUGCUGAGCCGGACGACAGACCAACAUCCUCGGAGUUGAUGGAGAUCUUGGAAACGUGGAAACAGUAUAUCGACUAA